Haliotis rufescens (red abalone) is the source of this 1663-nucleotide messenger RNA. Its product is annotated as xylosyltransferase oxt-like. The transcript has 3 exons. Gene Ontology annotation, cellular component: plasma membrane. NCBI's taxonomy places the organism in Eukaryota, Metazoa, Mollusca, Gastropoda, Lepetellida, Haliotidae. The record is from RefSeq and is a predicted model, not a curated record. Bases 485 to 1150 code for a protein of 221 amino acids.
AUGGGAUCGUGAAACACAUGCCACACUUUUGCCGAUAAUACUUGAAAUAUACACCGUUUCGUGUGGUACAUUUAUAUGGGUACCAUGGACAACAGGUACACGGUAACCGAGAAUUAAUAUUAGAGGAUAUCGGAGACACAGUAACUGAGGUCAGAUUGCACACCCAGGACAAACCCUGCGCUGCCACUGAAGAUGGAGAUUACAAAGUUUCAGAGGAUAUAUAUGUUACCUAUAUCCUGAUGAUGCGGCGUACGGAGCAUCAGAUAAUAUUAGGUCACACCUUAACUAAGUGCAUACUUUACAGAUCUACACAGCCUACCAUUGGCUGUGGGUGUACAGACAAAAUCAGCUUGUGACCAUUAGUUACAAGCAAGACAAACUGAGACCUAGGUACAUUAAUGACCAUCUGCCUGGGGUACCACGUACACGUCUACUGAGAGAAAGGGUCACCGCGGACCUCAGGAACCAGGAAUCUCAGAAUUCUAUGAGACCCUUAUUUCACAAGAAAACGCAGUGCCUGCUUCACAAUAUGGCAUUGUCACCAACAUUGAUACAACAUACUAGUACUCAUGACCAUUUGGUGUUGAUGGUGAUGGUUUUAUUUUCAUAUAACGUUUUGUCAGUCGACCUGUGUGAUGAUUGUUUGGUGACUAACUCACCGGCGUUUGAUAACCUCGUCGUAUUGGACUAUCACCUGUGGUCUAGGCCGGCGCCGCACCCCCAGCUUUGUUUCCGUCUCUGUCUGUUGGACACCAACUGCUUCAGUUAUCAAUUCAACUUGAACACCAACAGCUGCCGAGGGCACGCGUCCACCUUCACGUCUCCCCAUCUCGUUAACACCUCGACAGAAACUGGAAACAAACUGUACCUGACGUGCAAAGAAUAUCUUGGUUGUUUUAAGGAUAGCGCGGCACGUAUAUUGCCACAUCCAUAUUCAAGCCAAAGCUUGACCCAAGAGGUGUGUACAGCGUACUGCACAACAGAGGGAUACGCACUUGCGGGCACUCAGUCAGGAAAUCAGUGCUUCUGUGGCAACUCUAUUCCAACUGGUCACAUCAGAGAUGAUGAGAACAACUGUCAACGUCCAUGUGCGGGAAACACAACGCUAAUAUGUGGAGGGACAUGGUACUCAUCUGUAUACACAACAUGACAUAGCGUUCUUGGUCGCCUCCGUGGUUUGAGGGAAGAGCGUCCGCCCGGAGAGAGGAAGGUCGGGGUUCGAUCCCCGGUCGCGUCUUUCCAAACGACGUUAAAAGAUGGUUCUUGUUGUCACCCUGCCUGGCUCUCAGCAUUAAGCGUGUCUGAGUCGGUAUUCAUGUUUAACUGCGAAAUGUUUUUCGUGGACUGACAAUAUAAAAUUGGCAUUCGUCCACACUAAUAGAAGCAGCCACACCCACACACCCACACCCACCCUCACGUGCAUGCGUCGCUAGAUAAGAGCAACAAUCCUGAACUGGUCUUUGAAAGGCAUUUAGAAGUGAUACGCAUAAGGAAGAGAGUAUAUGGAUGCCCUUAACAAAAGGUGGAAAAUAACAAAGGGUAGAAGCCAACAAAGGAAGCAAACAGAAGCUUACACUUAAGUUAUCAUAGAUAAGUAAUUGGUAAUCUUAUCAAGUUUGUUGUCCUUACAUGUACAUAUAUAUGCUCUCUGCCUCAUGGCAUU